This is a messenger RNA of Paramecium sonneborni, 1210 nucleotides long. NCBI's taxonomy places the organism in Eukaryota, Ciliophora, Oligohymenophorea, Peniculida, Parameciidae. The record is from the annotation of a GenBank genome assembly.
AUGAAUUAGAAAAUUUUCGGGGACUUAAUUUGUUUAAUUAUCUAAACAAACUUAUCACCAUCUCUCAAUAAUUAGUAUUUUACUAGUUUUCAAAUUACUUUUUAUUACCUCCAAUUAACCUACUUUUUAGUCAGUGAGAAUCAAGAAUAUGUCUAUCGUUUGAUUAAUACUUUAUCAAGAAUUAGUUUAAUCACCCCUUUAUUUAUAGACUCAUACUCUAUAAACAUACUUAUUGGAGCAACAAUUAUUUUCUUUAAUAUUGUACCUUACAUCAUCAUAAUAUACAGAAAAAUUACUAACAGAAAUCAUAACAUUUCUAAAAGUAUUUUACAAGUAAAAAUAUAUUAUAAAUAUCAAAGGUCUCAACAAAGAUUGUCAAUUAUUAUUUUCUUUAUUUUCCAUGGUUUCUAUAUUUACCUUAACUUUACUACAUUGGUUGGAAUUAUAUCUAUUCAAGUGUUUCUCCAGUAAUUCUAGCUUCAGUAGUGCUAAUAUUCACAAUAUUAAGUCUAAUCAUUUCAAAUGUCUAUUUUGUUAAUUUUGAAUUUAAUGAACAACAUUUAAGAAAGCAUUUUUCAUAUAGUGACUUAAUCGCUUAAUUGUUAAUGGUACCUAUGGCUCUAUUAUACUUAAAUAAUGAUGAAACCACUCAACUUAUCAGUAGGACUUUGCAUGGCUUAAUUUUAAUCAUCUAGAUCUAUGAUGCCUAUUUUUCACUGCCAUUAGGGUAAAAAUUAAAUUAAUCCGUAGAUUCUCUUCAUCAGGUUUUACAUUAAACCGAGCUUUGAUGACACAUUCUGUAAUUUUUACAUUCUCAUCAAUUAAAGCUUUUAAUACUGCAAGUCCUUAUAGUUUAGCCACAAUUAUGUUGAUAAUGCAACCUAUUGUCUAAUAUUUGUUUUAAAUUCUUUUUGAGAGUAAGAGAUCAAAUGUCUAUAUAUCUAGCAAUAUCACUAGAAAUUAAUAUUAUGAUUUACUAUAUAUAGAAGAUUUUUUUGAAUUAAGCUAAUUGGCUUAAAAAAAUAAAUAAAAAGAAAUUGAAUUUAUUUAAAAAUUAGCUUUGCAUAUGAAUAGAUGUAAUUCAACAAAAUGUUAAUGUAGAAAGAUAGGAGCUUAAAAUAUUUUAUAGUUUAACCAAGUAGUUUUGAUGAUCUCAUGUUUAUUUAAAAGAAUUUUUGAAAAAUACAAGCACAAUUAAUAAAAUUUUUGA